Messenger RNA from Saccoglossus kowalevskii, 2642 nucleotides. RefSeq lists its product as uncharacterized. NCBI's taxonomy places the organism in Eukaryota, Metazoa, Hemichordata, Enteropneusta, Harrimaniidae. The record is from RefSeq and is a predicted model, not a curated record.
GUAUGAUUUAAAUCCGCGAAGAUACACGAUCAACAGAGCCAAAGAUGAAAGAGCCGGGAAGUCAUGACACAGAAAAACCUUUGAAAGACAUCACUAAAGAUUAUGGAAAGCACACCACGGCCCACGGUGUUUCUCAUAUCUUUUCAGCCACACAUCCCUGUACCCGAUUCACUUGGAUAGCUAUAGUGCUCCUGGCACUUGUCAUUCUUGUAGUACAAGUGGGUCUAUUGAUCAGUCAAUUUCUUGAAUACAAUGUUAAUGUCCAGAUAGCCGUUGUUUCACCUAAUCAACUGCUGUUUCCAAGUGUCACAAUUUGUAAUACCAACAAACUACGACGAUCUAGCGUACGGAAUUCGAUUUACAGUGAUUUGCUGGUUGUGGAUACUGACUUCGUUCUACCAUACUAUGUGCCCUGUAUGGAUGGCGACUUCAACUGUACCAAUGGUAUACACUGUAUCAAACCAUAUCUUGUGUGUGAUGGAAUAAUUCAUUGUGAAGAUAAAAGUGAUGAACGUGAUUGUUUUUAUGAGGAGUGUGGAGAUGAUGAAUUUCAUUGUGAAAAUGGCAGUGAACGAGGGAGGUGUAUACCCUCGAAUUUGGUUUGUGAUAAAACUCUCGACUGCUACGAUGGUCAAGACGAAGAUAAUUGUGAAUGUGACGUAACAAAAGAUCAUAGAUGUAUCAUUUCAUUGGAGUGCAUUGCCAAGGUCAAAACAUGCGAUGGUGAAUACGAUUGUCGAGAUGGCAGUGAUGAAAGCAAUAUAGUCUGUGAGAUCCCCUUGAUGAAUAUUGCACCAAUAGCCCCAGCCACGAUGCAAAGUGGCACAUACGCAAACGGUACAGACCCUGACCAGGCACGUGACGGCGAUCUCGACACAUGCUCUGUGACGUAUAAUAUUUAUCAACCAUAUUGGACAAUUGAUUUGGGUUCAACAGUCUUGGUACAUGAAGUAACUAUAACGCAUGAUGGGAACUAUGUAUAUGCAAGUCUCACUGGCGCUGAAAUAAGAGUUGGCGGAAACAACUAUUUCCUAAACAAUGAAUUGUGUGCGGCGAGACUGCUACCAACUCAGACAUCUAGUUUGACAUUCACCGUAGAAUGCGACAACCCAUUAUAUGGACGGUAUUUAAGUAUCCAGGUUAUGGAAUCGUCACAAGUUUUAAUAUUAUGUGAAGUGGAAAUUAUGGUGGUGGAAAAUGCUUUAUCGAAUGUGGCGUAUGGCAAAGAGGCCGAACAAAGUAGUCAGUAUAAAGAUGGAAGCGCCAUUAAAGCUGUAGACGGUGAUACAAGCAGUGAUUACUCUCAUCAUAGUUGUAUGCAUACCCAGUUAGAAUAUGAGCCGUGGUGGAGAGUUGAUACUGAAUGCGAUCGUUUAAUUGGAGCGGAAGUAAGAAUUGGAUAUAGUAGGUUUCUUAAUGAAAGUAAUACAUUAUGUGGUAUAGUAACACGUGAGAACAUCGAGGAAGUUGACAUUGUCAUUAACUGUGGCGAUACCAUUGUAGGAAGAUAUAUUAGUAUUCAGAUAUUUAACAGAACAGACUACCUCCAUGUCUGUGAAGUGAAAGCAUUCGGCAAAGUGCCUUACUGUCCCUUCGCAGCACAACGAUUGGCUGGAGCUGCUGUUCGUGUUGGCUACUAUGAAGAUGCAAAACAAAACCUCAGAUGCGGUCAACAAAUAAUCCCUCAGAUUUCGGGUUGGUGGAGAAUAAAUAGGAAAUGUUCAGUUCCUAUUUUGGGCAGAUUCGUCAGUGUACAGUUAGAGGGAGUUGAUAAUGGAUUUCUCCAUGUAUGUGAGGUGCAGGUAUUUGCAGAUGAGCUGGUGAUCAAUCCCGUUGAAAAAAUAAAACAGCGGGCACUAUUUGCAUUGUUUGACAAACAAAAAUUUAAACGUCUUAUGUUGGAUGAAGGCAAAGACAAAGUUUACAGUGGCGUGUCGCUUGAAACGUGUCUAGAUAAAUGUUACUUUCAGAAAACAUUUGUUUGUAAAUCGUUUGACUACAGGCAAUAUGUUCAUGAGUGUACUAUUUAUAGCGUCGACGCCAAUGACAAGAACACUAGCUUGAUGGUUGACGAAAAUUUCAAUUAUUACCAACGACUUGUACACGGAGAGAUACGAGGACUAGAACAUGAAAAUCUGUCAUUAUGGAUGAACGUUUUUAAAGACGUCACACAGGACGUGACUGUAUAUCAGCACUUUUUCCAAAGUAUAUAUCAAGACAGUCUAUUUUACCGAGUCAAAGGUGAAGAUCCUCCCGACUGGACCCGAUUCAAGACAUUUAGCAGCACACCAGAUCACAGUGACCUUGCACAAGUUCUGAAACUGACCGAGGCCGAGAUGUCUGCACAUGGUCAUCAGAUCGAGGAUUUCAUUCUGCAAUGUACUUUUGCAUCUGAGAAAUGUGGACCGAGUGACUUUUUAACGUUUCAAGAUGAUUUCUAUGGAAACUGCUUUCAAUUUAAUACAGGAAGCAAUGAAAAACAACAAUGGGCAAUGCGAACAGGGUCACAAUAUGGUCUACAACUAACUCUUUUCACCGAACAAGAAGAGUAUCUCAGUAUAUAUGGACAGGAUUCUGGUGCUAAGGUUACAAUCCUUCCACGUGGCAUUGUAUCUUUUCCAGUUGAGAGGGUAUUACUGUGA